Molecule: messenger RNA, 785 nt
Organism: Phialemonium atrogriseum
Lineage: Eukaryota; Fungi; Ascomycota; Sordariomycetes; Cephalothecales; Cephalothecaceae
Exons: 1
Coding region: 195-602 (135 amino acids)
Source: RefSeq, a predicted model, not a curated record
UAAGUGGACAUCCAUCCAUCCAUUGUCAGGUAAACGGCCAUCUUCCGUUGUCGUCGUCGUCGUCGUCGCCGUCGUGAACCCAUCUGAACAUCGGAAUUGAUACCUCCCACCCCGCCACCCUGUUGCCGACCGAGCUUAUUGCGUACCUAAGUAGGUUAAAUUACCAUACCCAGGGAAGCAAGAAUUUGGGGCACAUGUUGAGAAUCCGAGAGCUUAAGGUGCAUCGGGACUUUGGAAAUAGAUUGAGGCACUCGCCCGCCUAUGCUACCCAUAUUAACGGAUCGCCGUACCUUUUUCCUGCCCUUUUUUUGCUAUUUAAUAUUUAUUGCCUUUUUAGAAAUUUCCGGCAUCCCAGGGACUUCUGGCCGAAUCCCUGGAACCGCCCACUUCUUAUUUUGCAUCUAUUGAAUUUUGGUUCCGUAGGCUUUCUUUUUGGCCGCCUUUUGCCGGAAGGAUGGCGGAGGAUGCCCCGCGGGCUUGUUUUCCUAGCGUUGGUUAUAACACUAGAUAUUUUAGGGCCACGUCCGCAAACCACUUUCUGGUCACCUUCCUCUCUUUGGCUUUUCCCAGACAGGAAGGCCCGGUCUGACGGCGUGGCUUAAACCCCCCGGAGCCUGCAAACCGAACUCGGUUGACUGGCCCGACAAGGCCGAGAUAGUAAGUACAGAGCCGGGCGGUGACAGCUUCGUGGGAAGAACUUUCUUUUGGUGGGGGAGUGCGAGGGGUUUUGGGGGUUUCACCACCGCUCCCCAGGGUUAGGCGACUGGACCGGCUCCACGAGGUCG